This is a messenger RNA of Fonsecaea multimorphosa CBS 102226, 306 nucleotides long. Its product is annotated as diphthamide biosynthesis protein 3. NCBI's taxonomy places the organism in Eukaryota, Fungi, Ascomycota, Eurotiomycetes, Chaetothyriales, Herpotrichiellaceae. The coding region runs from base 1 to 306 and encodes 101 amino acids. The transcript has a single exon. Gene Ontology annotation, biological process: protein histidyl modification to diphthamide. Gene Ontology annotation, molecular function: metal ion binding. The record is from RefSeq and is a predicted model, not a curated record.
AUGCCUGCUAUCACGACGACUGCCGCGGCGGCCUCGACCACCCUUAAACUCGCCGGCGCCGGCGGCUCCUCCUCCAACGAUGCCGAGGACGCCGAAGUCUACGACGAAAUCGAGAUCGAAGACAUGAGCUACGACGCCGACCGGCAGAUUUACACUUACCCGUGCCCCUGCGGAGACCAGUUCGAGAUCACCCUGAGCGACAUGUACGAGGGCCAGGACAUCGCCGUCUGUCCCAGUUGCAGUUUGACGAUUCGGGUGAUUUUUGAAUCCGAGGAUUUGGUCGGCGCGGACAAGGAGGCAGAGUGA